Vicia faba (fava bean) is the source of this 810-nucleotide messenger RNA. NCBI's taxonomy places the organism in Eukaryota, Viridiplantae, Streptophyta, Magnoliopsida, Fabales, Fabaceae. The record is from the annotation of a GenBank genome assembly.
AUGGACACCGAGACCGUCCAACGACGCCGUCGAACCAAUGCAACUCCUCACAACGCCGUCGUAACAGAGAAAAGGUUGAAACGCGGCGAGGUACUCGCAAAGAAGAAAGCCGAUAAACUACUCAUCAAAGAAGCGUAUGCCAAAAAGGACCAACUCGCUUCUUUUCCCGCUUAUCGUCACUUCCAAAUUAAUGGUCUGUCAGUGUGUUUGAAGUCAGGACAUGGCGAUAAACUUCCGUCUCCUGUUAAGCGUUAUAUUCAGAAUCUCCUUAAGCUUAACAUGGAAGGGCCAUAUGGAUCUGAGUGGCAAGCGGAAGAGAAAGUGAAGCGUGUAGAAAUGGUUGAUCCUGAAGCAUGCUAUAUAUUUGUGCAUGAGGUUGAUAAUUCAAAGGCUGGUGAGAUGACAACGAUGUUAACUGCGGAAGAUACUUCAACCAGUCGUCUAGAAGAUAGUAGCCUCUUGGUUGGGUUUGUACAUUACCGCUUUGUUUUGGAAGAAGAGGUACCGGUGCUUUAUGUGUAUGAACUACAGGUUGAGCCUCGGGUCCAGGGGAAAGGAUUGGGGAAGUUUCUAAUGGAACUAAUUGAGCUUAUCGCCCAAAAGAACUGUAUGAGUGCUGUCAUGCUUACUGUUCAAAAGGCAAACUUGUCAGCUAUGAAGUUUUAUACAAGUAAGCUAAGAUAUAUCAUAUCAGCCACAUCACCUUCUAAAGUUAAUCCAAAGAUAGAGACGAGUUAUGAAAUUCUUUGCAGAACAUUUAGUGACGAAGCUAAAACUAUUUUGGAGGUGACUGAAAACAAAAGCUUUUGA